Messenger RNA from Cantharellus anzutake, 297 nucleotides. RefSeq lists its product as uncharacterized. The record is from RefSeq and is a predicted model, not a curated record. The annotation marks the transcript as partial. NCBI's taxonomy places the organism in Eukaryota, Fungi, Basidiomycota, Agaricomycetes, Cantharellales, Hydnaceae. The transcript is spliced from 2 exons.
CCAUACAGCCCAUGGAAAUCAAAAGCAGAAUGGGACUUAGUUCAAUGGCUCUGCAAGUGCGAGCUGUCUCAAGCUGAAAUAAACAAAUUUCUCCGGUUGGAAUUUAUUCACCACCUUGAUCUGUCCUUCUCCUCAGCAAGGGAGAUGUACACGAUAAUCCGAGUGUCGCUACCUCAGGGGCCACCUUUCCAGCAUGCAACGGUUGUGCUAAAGGAUGCCCCAGAUGAGCAGCAUGAGCUCUAUUUCCGCGACAUCAUUGCAUGCUCAGCAUUUCUGUUCAGUAAUCCUGACUAUAAG